This is a messenger RNA of Daphnia pulex (common water flea), 632 nucleotides long. RefSeq lists its product as uncharacterized. Gene Ontology annotation, biological process: protein import into peroxisome matrix. Lineage: Eukaryota; Metazoa; Arthropoda; Branchiopoda; Diplostraca; Daphniidae. Gene Ontology annotation, molecular function: zinc ion binding. Gene Ontology annotation, cellular component: peroxisomal membrane. The record is from RefSeq and is a predicted model, not a curated record. The coding region runs from base 10 to 534 and encodes 174 amino acids. The transcript has a single exon.
AUCGCAUAAAUGUUGUCGUCAGUAGCGAGGAACAUGGACCCCAUCAGCGUUGGUUUCAUCGUCGGAAUUUGCAUCAUCAUUUUCGUGGCCAUUCUGGUCAUCGUUUGCCGGAAAAUCUACGAAUUUCUGGUGGACAAGGAGCGAUUUUAUUUCCCGCACAAGUUCGACGACGGCCAGUGCGCCAUUUGUUUGAAUCCGCACGAGAACAAGUCGCAUCCGCACUGCGGCCACGUCUACUGCUACCAGUGCCUAGUUGAUUGGUGCCGGAUCAAGUUGGAGUGUCCGACGUGCAAGGAGCCGUUCAAGGUGUUCCGGCACAGCAUCCGAUCGUCGCUCAACUUCCGCAUCUACGUCCCUUAUCCGCUGGUCAAAACGGAAGAGGAAUUAGUCUUUCCGGAUUAUUUCAUUCCGGCCGGAUAUGUCCGCCCGUUUGAGGAUAACACCCAGCAGACGACGACGACUCCAUACACGGAAGAUGAACUCUUCCAGCACUAUUUCCAAUCGACAGCCGAUCAAAUUCUGCCACCGUUGUAAAAUAAUACAUCAAUAAUAAUUUUGACGUUAUACAAUAUUAUAUUUGCUCACGUUUUUUCAUCACGUUCAAUGUUCAACAAAUAAAAGCCCACGGGAGA